AUGUUGCUGCCGCGGCUAUCCACGCUCUUGGGCCUUGCUGGCCUUAUGGCCGUGCCUGCAGUCAAUGCCUACGACGGCGAUGAGAAUGUUAAGAGCAUUCCGCUACGAACUCACAGUCUCUCUGCCCCCUACUUGGAUUCAGACUUCCAAAGCCGCUGGUUCGAUUUUGGUGGAGAUACUGUGAUUCGUGCCGACAAAUACGUUCGUCUCACAGCAGACCGGCCGUCACAGCAAGGAUGGAUCUUCUCUCGCGUUCCUCUGACCGCAACGAACUGGGAGAUCGAGUUUGAAUUCCAGAUCCAAGGAGAGGGAAACCUGCACGGCGAUGGAUUCGCCAUGUGGCUCACCAAGCAGCGCGCGACACAAGGUCCCGUCUUCGGCUCAACAGAUAACUUCGAGGGCCUGGGAAUUUUCUUCGACACCUACAAGAACAACCGCCCCGGCACAUCUUUCCCCUACGUCAUGGCCAUGAUGGGCGAUGGCAAGACCAGCUACGACCAAGCGCACGACGGCAAGGCCAAUGAACUGGCCGGAUGCUCUGCUCGCGGUCUCCGCACAACCUCCGUCCCCACAAAAGCACGCUUGACCUACUUCCAGGACAAGUCGCUCACGCUCGACCUGCAAUACAAGUCCGAAGGCACCUGGACCAACUGCUUCACGCUCACCAGCCCCGAAACAAACAUCGCCAUCCCCUCCGUCGCAUACCUCGGCUUCUCCGCCGAGACUGGCGAGCUUAGCGACAACCACGACAUCAUCUCCGUCAAGGCCCAGAACCUGUACAAUGUCGCCGGCUCGAAGGGUACUAGCGGUAGCGGGCCCCCUCGCAGCGCCGACCGUCCUCAGCGCAAAUUCAAGAAGCAGUCUGGUAGCUGGUCGUGGUUCUUGUUUAAGGUCUUCUUCUUUAUUGCGGCUAUUGGCGGUGGCUAUGUUGGGUGGACUGCGUAUCGGUCUAGGACGAGGUACUCCAGGUUUUGA
Molecule: messenger RNA, 975 nt
Organism: Aspergillus mulundensis
Lineage: Eukaryota; Fungi; Ascomycota; Eurotiomycetes; Eurotiales; Aspergillaceae
Product: legume-like lectin family protein
Exons: 6
Coding region: 1-975 (324 amino acids)
Biological process (GO): endoplasmic reticulum to Golgi vesicle-mediated transport; endoplasmic reticulum organization; Golgi organization
Cellular component (GO): endoplasmic reticulum-Golgi intermediate compartment; endoplasmic reticulum membrane; COPII-coated ER to Golgi transport vesicle
Molecular function (GO): D-mannose binding
Source: RefSeq, a predicted model, not a curated record